CAGUUUCAUUAUUCUUUUCUCCAAAAACGUCGUUCUCCAAUUGCCGGCUACCUUCUUGUAAUCUUCACCAUAUCAGAGCUCUAUAAGUGAUUCAGUGAAUCAAUCAUAUCCAAUUCGUUCAAAAAUCUUUGGAGCUGAAGAAAGAAGAUGAGUGGAAAGGGGAAGGUUGUGUGCGUUACUGGUGCCUCCGGCUACAUUGCUUCUUGGCUUGUUAAGCUUUUACUUCAACAUGGUUACACUGUCAACGCCACUGUUCGCAACCUCAAUAAUCCGAAUAAGGUGGCACACCUCCUUGCACUUGACGGAGCCAAAGAAAGGCUAAAUCUGUUUGAAGCUAACUUACUUGAAGAGCAAUCUUUUGACCCCGCAAUUGAUGGUUGUGAAUGCGUUUUCCACACAGCAUCGCCUGUAUCCCUUACUGCUACUAAGGAAGAACUAGUUGAUCCUGCAGUGAAAGGAACACUUAAUGUUCUUAGAUCAUGUGCAAAAGCAUCUUCUGUCAAACGGGUUGUGAUAACAUCUUCUAUGGCUUCAAUUAUGGUCACUGGACAACCUGUAAGCCCAGAUGUUAUAAUGGAUGAAACUUGGUUUUCAGACCCUAAACUUUGUGAGGAGACUAAGCAAUGGUAUGCACUUUCCAAGACCUUGGCAGAGGAAGCUGCACAGAGAUUCACAAAAGAGAAUGGGAUUGAACUGGUAACACUGCAUCCAGGAUUAGUCUUUGGUCCUAUCUUGCAUCCAACUCUUUGUUUGUCUUCAGAGGCAAUUUUUAACGUUAUAAAAGAAGGAAAGGAGGCAUUCCCAAACGGAAUAUAUAGGUUGGUUGAUGUUAGAGAUGUCGCACUUGCACAUAUCAAAGCAUUUGAGAAUCCUUUGGCUAGCGGGAGAUACUGUUUGGUUGAGGUAGUGGCGUACUCUCAUGUGGCUCUCAACAUUGUACACAAGCUUUUCCCUUCUCUUCCGAUUCCUGACAAAGGAAAACAGGAGUUGCCAUUCGUCGCACCCUAUCAAGUCUCCAGGGAAAGGGCGGAAGCCUUGGGCAUUAGUUUCACGCCCCUCGAAAUCACCCUCAAAGACACUGUGGAAAGUUUUAGGGAGCAUAACCUCCUCAGCUUCUAAAUAUUAGCAUUCAAGUGAGUAGUUAGUUAAUGUGCAAUGAACCAACAAAUAUGCUACUGUUUUGGCACAUGUUCAGAUAAAUUCUGCAUUUAUACUAUGAAAUAAAAACCUUGGGAGAUAAGUUCUGAUCA
Ipomoea nil (Japanese morning glory) is the source of this 1250-nucleotide messenger RNA. Its product is annotated as cinnamoyl-CoA reductase 1-like. Gene Ontology annotation, molecular function: oxidoreductase activity, acting on the CH-OH group of donors, NAD or NADP as acceptor. NCBI's taxonomy places the organism in Eukaryota, Viridiplantae, Streptophyta, Magnoliopsida, Solanales, Convolvulaceae. The record is from RefSeq and is a predicted model, not a curated record. Bases 148 to 1119 code for a protein of 323 amino acids. The transcript has 6 exons.